AUGCGCAGGCGCACCACCGCGUACCAUCGCAAACCAUCCAAAUUAGCUCUCACGCUAUCCCUGUUCUUCCUCAGCUCGGUUGCUGCUGCCGCCGCGUCCCCCCAACCACACCUCCGAUCAUGGAGACCAGACAGCGAACUACCCGGUGCCAAAUUCGUGCUUGGAGAUGGCAAGAAUGAAGGGUCCAAAGUGAAAGGAUACGAGGGAGAGUGGCCGUUGUGGUCUUCGUUCAGAAAGGGCAAGACAGGUCAAAGUUCGGAUUCAUCUACAACACAUGCAGCAGCCUCUUCUGGAGGCUCAGCCAAUGCGACCACCGCGACAACGCAUGUUUGUGCGCCGAUUGGAGAGUGCGAGCCGUGUCCGGACGAUGUCAUCCAUCUCCCCUACUGCCGGCCAUACAACAACCGGCGUCGCGUCGCCUGCAGCCCCGUCACCAACCCAACAGAUCCUAAAGCCAUCCAAUCGGCCCUUACCCUCGCCACCGCCGCCAAAACAUCCACCAACUCUACCGCGUCACUCGGCUACGAAGCAUGUGGCAAGUCGGCCAAGCAAGAAGCACGAGACUACUUCGAGAUGAUCGCAGUGAUUGCAAGCAUCGCCAUUUUCUCGGUCUGGGCUUUUGUGCAGAGGCAAAAAUUGCUGUUUAGGCGACAGAAUCAGCAGUUGCAAUCGAGGGUCACGGGGCAACGAAGGGCAUCCGGUAUCCCACCGCCCGCGUCGCCUGGGGUGAAACGGGGAAAGCUGCAGGGGAACAGGAAGAUGCGCGCUGCAAGGUUGGCACAUUCUUCCGUUUCUCGUUGA
Molecule: messenger RNA, 801 nt
Organism: Sporisorium graminicola
Lineage: Eukaryota; Fungi; Basidiomycota; Ustilaginomycetes; Ustilaginales; Ustilaginaceae
Exons: 2
Coding region: 1-801 (266 amino acids)
Source: RefSeq, a predicted model, not a curated record